Daphnia pulicaria is the source of this 1965-nucleotide messenger RNA. RefSeq names its product RNA-splicing ligase RtcB homolog (gene RtcB). The record is from RefSeq and is a predicted model, not a curated record. Gene Ontology annotation, biological process: tRNA splicing, via endonucleolytic cleavage and ligation. Gene Ontology annotation, molecular function: RNA ligase (ATP) activity. The transcript has 9 exons. Bases 231 to 1748 code for a protein of 505 amino acids. Gene Ontology annotation, cellular component: tRNA-splicing ligase complex; nucleus. NCBI's taxonomy places the organism in Eukaryota, Metazoa, Arthropoda, Branchiopoda, Diplostraca, Daphniidae.
UUAAUCAGAUAAUUCAGAUUACACCACUUUUACAUCAACCGGUUUGGCAUUCCACGUGUUGUUGUUCAAGUUGAGAGAACGUUGAGGCCGUAGGUAGUCAGCAAACGUUUGUCAAGCUUAGUUUGUUUCGUCUUCACACUUGUGGUUAUUAAAAUUCUCGAGUUUGACUCUCCAGAUAAUUAUUGUGUAGAUAGCUUGACAUUCGUUACUGAAAAAAAAAACAGUUCAAAAUGGUUCGAACGUACGACGAUGAAAUGAAAUUUUUGGAAAGGCUAUCUCCUUGCUCUUGGCGCAUAAAAAAGGGAUUUGUUCCUAACAUGAACGUUGAAGGAAUUUUCUAUGUCAACAAUAAUUUGGAAGACCUCAUGUUUGACGAGCUAAGAAAUGCAUGUGCUCAAGGUUUAGUUGGUGGAUUUCUCCCUGGAAUGAAACAGAUUGCCAAUGUUGCUGCCCUUCCUGGCAUCGUGGGAAGAUCAAUUGGCUUGCCCGAUGUUCAUUCUGGCUAUGGCUUUGCCAUUGGAAAUGUAGCAGCAUUUGAUAUGGAUGAUCCCAACUCCAUAGUAUCUCCAGGUGGAGUGGGUUUUGAUAUUAAUUGUGGAGUCAGGCUGUUGAGGACAAACUUGACCGAAAAGGAUGUUCAACCUUUUAAGGAACAAUUGACUCAAAGCAUGUUUGAUCACAUUCCUGUUGGAGUUGGAUCGAAAGGAGUAAUUCCAAUUACUGCACAGGAUCUUGAAGAAGCCUUAGAAAUGGGAGUGGAUUGGUCGCUCCGCGAAGGAUAUGCCUGGGCAGAAGAUAAAGAGCACUGUGAGGAAUUUGGCAGAAUGCUGAAUGCCGAUCCUUCGAAAGUCAGCCUUCGAGCCAAAAAGAGGGGACUUCCUCAGUUGGGUACUCUUGGAGCAGGAAACCAUUAUGCGGAAAUUCAAGUAGUGGAUGAAAUCUACGACAAAUGGGCCGCCAACAAGAUGGGAAUUGAACACAAGGGACAAGUUUGUAUUAUGAUUCAUUCCGGUAGCAGAGGAUUCGGCCACCAAGUUGCAACAGAUGCUCUGAAUUCGAUGGACAAAGCCAUGAAAAGAGAUAAGAUCGUGACUAACGAUCGCCAACUAGCUUGCGCUCGAAUCUCGUCUACCGAAGGUCAAGACUACUUGAAGGGUAUGGCAGCAGCGGCAAAUUUCGCUUGGGUUAAUCGAGCAUCCAUGACUUUCCUCUGCCGUCAAGCAUUUGCUAAGCAAUUCAACUCGACACCGGACGACCUUGACAUGCAUGUUAUCUACGAUGUCUCACACAAUAUUGCCAAAGUGGAACAACAUACUGUUGACGGAAAACUUAAAACUUUGCUGGUUCAUCGAAAGGGUUCUACUCGUGCUUUCCCACCUCACCAUCCAUUAAUUCCGGUCGACUACCAGCUAACAGGUCAGCCCGUUCUCAUCGGUGGGACAAUGGGUACGUGCAGCUACAUCUUGACCGGUACUGAACAAGGGAUGGUAGAAACAUUCGGAUCAACCUGUCAUGGAGCCGGUCGAGCUCUAUCCCGUGCGAAAUCACGUCGUAACUUGGACUACACCGAGGUUUUGGAUCGUUUGAAGGAACAAGGCAUUUCCAUCAGAGUCGCCUCUCCAAAGUUGGUCAUGGAAGAAGCCCCAGAAUCUUACAAAAAUGUCACCGAUGUUGUCGAUACUUGUCAUGCUGCUGGCAUUAGCAAAAAAACUGUCAAACUCCGUCCGAUUGCCGUUAUUAAAGGGUAAAAGACUGCUUUAAUUCUAAAUUGCAAAAAUGGGUUGACUAGAUCUUUCACUUUUUUUGAGACAAUUCUCUUUGUCAUUAACAAAAAAAACCAAAAUUUCUCUUUACCUAAUGUCUAAAACUUUGUGGGAAAAACUUUGCAAUGGCCCUUUUCGAAACUCAAACUGUUAAUGUGUCUUUCAAUGUAAGAUAAGUCAAAUUACACCUUUCUUCAAGAAA